AUGAGUUCCCAUCAGCAGAAGCAGCCCUGCAUCCCACCUCCACAGCUUCAGCAGCAUCAGGUGAAACAGCCCUGCCAGCCUCCUCCCCAGGAAACAUGCAUCCCUCAAACCAAGGAGCCAUGCCACACGAAGGUUCCAGAGCCCUGCCACCCCAAGGUUCCAGAGCCCUGCCACCCCAAGGUUCCAGAGCCCUGCCACCCCAAGGUUCCUGAGCCCUGCCACCCCAAGGUUCCUGAGCCCUGCCACCCCAAGGUUCCAGAGCCCUGCCACCCCAAGGUUCCGGAGCCCUGCCACCCCAAGGUUCCGGAGCCCUGCCACCCCAAGGUUCCGGAGCCCUGCCACCCCAAGGUUCCAGAGCCCUGCUAUUCCACACUUCCGGAGCCAUGUCCCAUCAAAGUUACGGAGCCAGUCUACACUAACGUCCCUCAGCCUGGAAAUACCAAGGUGCCUGAGUCAUACCCCGCAGUGGUCAUUCCAGGCCCAAACCAGCAGAAGGACAACCAGAAGUAA
Messenger RNA from Rangifer tarandus platyrhynchus (Svalbard reindeer), 510 nucleotides. The record is from the annotation of a GenBank genome assembly. NCBI's taxonomy places the organism in Eukaryota, Metazoa, Chordata, Mammalia, Artiodactyla, Cervidae.